Molecule: messenger RNA, 1185 nt
Organism: Prorocentrum cordatum
Lineage: Eukaryota; Dinophyceae; Prorocentrales; Prorocentraceae
Source: the annotation of a GenBank genome assembly
GGUACUCGCUUCGGCAUGUACGACGUCCUCAAGAACGCCGCGGGCGGUGAGACCCAGCAGCUGGGCAUGCUCACCAAGGUCGUGUGUGCCGCCACCUCUGGCGCCAUCGGCGCCUUCGCCGGGAACCCUGGCGACUUGGCCAUGGUGCGCAUGCAGGCCGACGGGAAGCUGCCGCUCGAUCAGCGGCGCAACUACCGCAAUUUUUUCGAUGCGAUCAGCAGAAUAGCGCGCACGGAAGGCGUGCCGUCGAUGUGGAAGACGGGCGUGGUGCCCAACAUGAAUAGGGCCGCCAUCAUUACGGUGGGGCAGCUGGCAGCGUACGACCAGUGCAAAGAGGGUCUCGUGAGCAGCGAGAUCAUGAAGGAGAGGCCUGCCGCUGCACUUCACUGCCAGCUUCAUGGCCGCCUUCAUCGCCUCCGCGCUCAGCAAUCCGGUGGACGUGGCGAAGACCCGGCUGAUGAACCAGAAGGAGGGGGAGGUCCUGUACACGGGCACCCUGAACGUCAUGACGUCGAUGGUCAAGCAGGAGGGGCCUCUGUCCCUCUACAAGGGGUUCGCCGCCACAUUUGCCCGGCAGUGCCCGUACGUUGUCGUCACCUGGGUGACGGUCGAGCAGCUCAAGAAGGCGAUGCACCACUGGUGAUGCCAGCUGCACGUGUCUCCACUCUCGGCACGGGCCCGGGCGCCACCCCGUCGCUCGCUGUUGCCCGCCGGGCCUGGCCUCUGGGGCACUCCGCCCAGGGAUCUGGCGUGUUCUGUUUGUAUGUUUUUCUAUAAUGUGCAGUCCCUGCACUCUAGGCCUCCUAGAUGUGGUCGGAGUAGAUGGGGUCGGAGGAUCGCGCCGCAUCCCCCAUGUAUCGCCGAUGGGGCCGGCGGAUAUUUGUUUUAUUUGUUUUUUCUUCCUCUUCUUCUAUUUUGAUGGCCCUCGAUUGUUUGGCUGCUCCUGGGCCCACCUGGCCCUGCGGCUGGCUGGCCGAGCCCCCUCUGGUCCGGGGGGGGCAGGGAGGCCCGGUGUGCGGCUGGCCGGCGGCAUGCGCUUCCGGGCGUUGCCGGACGGCGGGGCGCCGCUUGGGAAGCGCGCUCGCCGCCCGUGGAAUUUGUGAUUUUGGCCCGCCAGUGUCCUCCCCCGCCUUCGGGGACUGGGGCGCGGUAGGAUCAGAGGCAUGGUAGGCAGCAGGAAGAAAA